Thamnophis sirtalis is the source of this 303-nucleotide messenger RNA. The record is from RefSeq and is a predicted model, not a curated record. Lineage: Eukaryota; Metazoa; Chordata; Lepidosauria; Squamata; Natricidae.
AGACAAAUUAGGCGAAUUGCGUCGAGAGAAGCAGAAACUGGUUGAGAAAAUCAUGGACCAGUACCGGGUCCUGGAUCCCGCAAUUCCCCGUGGCAAGUGAGUGUGACACGCGGAACUCCUGGCCCCGAUAGCUUUGAGGCAUCCUGAGCACAGGAGCAGCCGUCUCUUCCUUUGAGGACACGGAAAUAAGAGUAUCAAAUCUUAGCCAGGAUUUGACAGACGGACAGCAGAAAAGGACGAUGCUCCUUCACACAAGUUUUUACAGACCACAAAACCAGAUUUAAAUAGAACAAUAGAAUAGAA